Filobasidium floriforme is the source of this 1491-nucleotide messenger RNA. Its product is annotated as cytochrome P450. The transcript is spliced from 7 exons. Lineage: Eukaryota; Fungi; Basidiomycota; Tremellomycetes; Filobasidiales; Filobasidiaceae. The coding region runs from base 1 to 1491 and encodes 496 amino acids. Gene Ontology annotation, biological process: sterol metabolic process. The record is from RefSeq and is a predicted model, not a curated record. Gene Ontology annotation, molecular function: monooxygenase activity; oxidoreductase activity, acting on paired donors, with incorporation or reduction of molecular oxygen; heme binding.
AUGAACAAGCAGGUCUUGGGGAGUCUUCUGGCCAUGAUCGCGACCCUGUUGGUGCUCGAGCAGGCCGUGUACAGGUACAAGAAGGCCCACCUCCCCGGUGCCAAAUGGACCAUCCCCCUCAUCGGCAAGUUCAAGGACUCGAUGGAUCCGAGGUUGGAGGGGUACAAGCGGCAGUGGGCGAGUGGAGAGUUGAGCGUGACGAGCGUCUUCAACAUCUUCAUCGUCAUCGCUUCCUCCAACGAGUAUUCGAGAAAGAUCUUGAACUCGCCGACUUAUGCCGAGCCUUGUUUGACUUCGUCGGCCAAGCCCAUCUUGUUGAAGGAGAACUGGGUGUUCUUGCACGGCAAGGUCCACGCCGACUACCGUAAAGCACUCAAUGUCUUGUUCACCAAAAAGGCCCUCUCGAUCUACCUCCCGAUCCAGGAGAACAUCUACCGCAAGUACUUCAAACAGUGGAUGUCGGACCCCACCCCGGAGCCUAAACCUUAUAUGAUGGCCAUGCGAGACCUCAACAUGGAGACCUCGUUGAGGGUGUUUACCGGGAACCACAUGGACGACGCUGCCGCCGCCGAGAUCUCGGACAAGUACUGGUUGAUCACCGUCGCUCUUCAGCUCGUCAACUUCCCCCUCGCGCUUCCGGGGACUAACGUGUACAAUGCCUGUCAGGCCCGAAAGGUCGCCAUGAAACACUUGACCGCCGCCGCCGCCUCUUCUAAGAGGUACAUGGCCGAGGGCAACGAACCUACUUGUUUGCUCGACGCCUGGAUCGGGGAGAUGAUCCAGGCUCGUCAGGGAUCAGGGGAAGAGGAACAACGUCGGGUGCUCUCCCGGGAAUACACCGAUCACGAGAUCGCCAUGGUCGUUCUCUCGUUCCUGUUCGCUUCGCAGGACGCCAUGACCUCGGCCAUCGUCUUCCUAUUCCAGCGCAUGUCUGAGCACCCAGAGAUCUUGGCCAAGGUCAGGGAGGAGCAGUACAGGAUCCGGGGUGGAGAUCUCGAGCAGGCUACUACGUUGGACAUGGUCGACGACAUGGUUUACACUAGGGCGUGUGUCAAAGAGUCGUUGCGUCUGACCCCCCCUGUCAUCAUGGUACCCUACAAGACCCGCAAAGCCUUCAAGCUCGCCGACGAUUACACCGUACCUUCAGGGACCAUGGUCAUCCCCUCGUUCUGGGACUCGACGCAUGACGCUACAUCUUACCCUGAGCCGGACAAGUUUAUCCCGGAACGAUGGAUCCCCAAGGAAGACGGAGAGCAGGUCUUGGCCGACAAGUAUCCUCAGAACUAUAUGGUCUGGGGAAGUGGACCUCACAAGUGUAUCGGUGUGCAAUACGCUUCUAUGCACUUGGCUGCCGUCAUCGGAAGCGCUUCGGUGUUGAUGGAUUGGGAGCACAAGGUGACCCCUGAGAGCUCCGAAACUCAGGUGUUGUGCACUCUCUUCCCCAAGGACGGGCUUCAGCUCAAGUUCACUCCUCGAGCUCCUCCUUCCUAG